ACGAGGCAGCAACACAACGCAUGCGCACUCGGAAUGUGAACCAAAAUGGCGGACACGGAAGGGGAAGAUGAAAAGCCUUUAAAACUUCCCCAAGAACAAGAUGUCAAAGAAGAAAAACAAGAGGAUCUACCGCCCCGCGGGAGGCUAGACAGACAGCGCUCAUAUAGCACUGUUAGCCUGGCCGCCAGGUCUAAACUCGCAUCGCUUAUUGAGCUUGCAAACGAAGCAACCGAGGGUGGACACGCUGACAAUAAGAAGGUUGCCGAUCAAGUGUUCGAUUCGCUUGUAGGUGGAAAUUUCGAUCUCGAGAGAAGGUUCAUCGUACAAGACCCGGCUGAUUUAGUGAUUGUAUUGGAGCUACUUGAACAUAGCAAUGACUCGCUAAAGGUUGAAAUUCUUGGAGUGCUCAUAGCAAUUCUGCGAAAGAGUAUACCAAAUCUGCAAGCUGCUACAAAAACUGGUUUGAUUGAGAGGGUUCUGGUUAGACUAUCCAAUGAGACAGAAAUUGUUGCCCAUAAACUUGUAGAGCUGCUUGGAGUUUUGUCUAGUUACAGCAUCACUGUUAAAGAACUGAAGAAAUUAUUGGCUUCCUUACAAGGAUCUGAUGAAAACUGGCCUCGUCAUGCCAUCAAAGUUCUUAAAGUGUUAAAAUUGAUGCUAGAGAAGCAUGGCCCUGAUGUCUACUUCAACUUCACGGGCCAACCUGAGGCUGCAAUCACCCUCCCACCCAUUUCCAAGUGGCCGCUGCAGAAUGGCUUCACAUUCUCAACAUGGGUGUGUCUUGAUACCUCACAUCUCUCCAAUGCUGAGACAUGCAAACCAUACCUGUACUGUUUCCGCACUGGCAAAGGUCUUGGCUACUCCGCACAUUUCUCUGGCCCAAUGCUUGUUCUUGAGGCAGCAGUGAAAGCCGGCAAGAAAGACAACAAGACCUACACUCAUCUUGUCAAGUUUGACUUUCAGCCUCAGAAGUGGUACAUGGUGACCGUGGUACACGCUUACAACCGUUUCCGGUCAAGUGAAGUGCGGUGUUUUGUAAACGGCAAGCUGGUAUCAUCCGGGGACUUGACUCUUCUCAGUACGCACGAGCCAUUUGACAAAUGUUACAUCGGAUCAUCGCCAAAGGCUGAUGCAAAGAGUGUGUUGAGUGGUCAAACAGGAGCGGUGUAUCUUUUAUCGGAGUCCAUUGCCCCAAAUACCAUAGCAGCCAUGCACAGACUGGGACCGGGGUACGGGGGUCAAUUCAAGUUCGCCGCAGAGAUCGAUAUACCACUCUCUGAACAGGACAAAAAGGUUUUGUAUGAUGGUCACUUGGCUUCCACGAUCAUGUUCAUGUACAGCCCAAAGGCGUGUGACCAGCAACUCUGUAUGGAGGCCUCCCCCACAGAGAACGCCUCCUACUUCUGCCAUUCACCACAUGCCCUCAUGCUCGAGGGAGUGCAAGCUGUGCAGACCCACUCGUUUCAGAGCGCCCUGAACUCCCUUGGCGGCAUUCAGAUUCUUCUUCCACUUUUUACGCAACUCGACUUUGUGCAAAAUGAAGACGGGUCAGAUGUUGACCGUACGAUCUGCGCUGAGUUGCUCUCAUUGCUCUCCGAUCUGUUGAAGAGUUCCUCCACCAGUCAACAGCAGAUGAUGCAAUGUCAGGGGUUCCUGGUCAUCAGCAACAUCUUAGAAAAGAUGCAAACAUCCCAUCUCACCGAGCAGUCGCUCAACAUUUUACUGUCCCUCGCAAGGCAUUUACUCUACACUCCAGGAAGCGGGGCACUUCUUGGCAAUCUACUGGACCACAUGAUGUUUAACCCCAAUCUGUGGGUGAAUACCCCUGCAAAGGUUCAGCUUCAGCUGUUCAGUGUGUUUGCCACGGACCUCGUGACUGGUCUUGGCUGUGCGGCGCACAUGCGCCGUGAGGUCGGUGUCACCAGGCUCAUGAACAUGCUCAAGAAAUACUAUUGGCUCGAUAGACCCCAUGACGUCAUCGCUGAUGGAGCGCCAGUGACUCCUUCGCGUCCUAACAAGGAAGAAGUUCGGUCGCUUAGAGCGUUCCUUCUUCUCCUCGUCAAACAACUUGUUCUGAAGGACCGCGGAAUUGCUGAGGAGGAAUUGCAGAGCAUCCUGGAGUAUUUGGUGGUCAAUGAGGAGGAGGGGAACAUCUUGGACGUCCUUCAGCUCGUCUUGUCAAUCAUGACCGAGCAGCCGGAAGUAGCAGUGGAUGCUAUCGACAAGGUCGACGGUUUUAGAGCGUUGUUCCGUUUCCUUGAUUCUUCCUUGGAAUCUAUUCGUGUGUUCACGCUCAAGAUCAUUGGCUGUUUUCUACAGCACUGUAACCCUCGUCGUAAAGUGGAGCUACUGCAGAAUUUUGGUCUGUUCUCUCUGAUUGGCGAGAAAGUGAUGAAGCAUGGCCUGACGCGAACUACCUACAACGUGUUGUUUGAGAUCUUGGUUGGUCGUGUCUCGAAGCAGAUUGUCAGUGGUCGUCACCCAGAGAUCGAUAACACCUUCGUCAUCAAUAAUUCAAGUCUAGCGGCAGUGAUUGUCAAAAUGCUACACGAGCAAGAUAUCAGAGAAAAACCUCUGCCCACCCCCAGGGAACCACCAGGAUCUCCCCUCCCCCCACAGGAGAAUGUGGACCUGAAAAGGUUAUUCUUAUCCGAUCUGGUGCUCCUCCUCAACCACAGCAAGGAGAACAGGAGUGUCAUCCUGCAGUUGUCGUGCUGGCAAGAGUGGCUCUUCUCGCUUGCCAUCAUGGAGCCCAAGACAAAAGAGGAACACCGUGUUACCGACACUGUCUUCUCCUUAUUCCGGAUGCUUUUGCACCAUGCCUUCCAGGAGGAACGCGAGGGCUGGAGGAUUUGGGUCGACACGCUUGCUAUACUCCACGGACUGGUAACCGCUUACAACAAAGAGAAGAGCAUCCGAGAGGCCGCAGCUGCAAAACGAGCCAAAGAAACCAAAGAAAAAAGCGACGCUCAUCUUAUCCGAUCCCGGAAACUCAUCCGGACAAAGAGUGACUCGGAGAUCGACGAGUCCAAGCGUCCGGACGCAAAACCGGACAGCGACCUGGAUCGCAAGAAGUUCUUUCAAGCUCUCCUGACCGGUAAGAGUUCAGGCACCAAAAGCCCAGAGCCUGCAGUACCUAAUACUAUACCAGAAGAGGAGUCAGCGGCGAAUGAGGCAUCGCUUUCAUCUUCUUUGACAGACGCCAAAAGUGAGAGCUCGACUGGUGAUACGCAAGAAUUAUCAAAUCUAAAUGGGGAUGAAUCAAGUGGAGCAAGGAAAGACAUCGAGAAACCCGAAGAUGAAAAUAAUUCUAUAGCAUCUAGAGUAACUUAUAAAGUAUCUGAUGAAAAUACGAGACCAAUUUCAGACGACGAAUCACGUAGUGAAACGGGUGUAAGUUCCGAUAUCAGAGGAGCCGAGGUGGCGGCCCUUAUCGAGGCCCAGAAGGCUGGGUCCCUGUCAGAUGGGGGCCCUGGUCACCCUGUGCCUGUCGCCACCGAGACGGAGGCUGGGCACCAAGAUGCCAAAAAUGUUGAAAAUGGGGACACAGCGGGAACUACUGCUAAUGAAUUCACGGAAGCUACUGCUGGUGAAUCAGUGAAUGAAAAACAGACAAAGAAAGGAGAAGUUGAGUUGAAUCAAGAGGAGACCUCAAAUGGUAAAACACCGGACUUUGCGGAAAGGACUACAAUGUCAGACGAGGCUGUAAUAGACCAAGACAGCAGUCUGACUGUUACAAUGAAAAGCUCGUUCAUCGGCUCUACUAGUGAGCCUGCACAAGAGGCGCAAGAAAGAAAAGCGUCUUCACAACCGGUCAGCGGCGUAUCCACACGCACGCAGUCGCCAGCAAGCACAGGAAACCCGUCAGAACCACAGAGUCCGAGCACAAGUGCUGCGGCCUCGCCAUCAGGCGGCGCAGAGGCUAAGGCGAGUCCGGAAGCCAACGCUAAGUACCGUGCUCAUGUAAAUAUCCCAGAGUUCCUUUGGUCCCCUAUGCACCAGAGGCUGCUGGGAGAUCUUCUGUUCGCCAUUGAAUCGGAUUUGCAAGUUUGGCGAAGUCACACCCGUAAGACAGUGAUGGAUUUCGUCAACGCUAAGGAGAAUGCGACCUACCUGUGGAACCUAGCUCAUUUCGUGUCCGUCCUCGCCGACAACAUUAUCUACGCAUGCGGGGACUUGCUGCCACUCCUCUCGAGCGUUACUUCACGUGACUAUUCCCAGGACGUCAUCCAACCUUGCGGUGGGAUGAGCCUGGAGACGAGUUUUUCGUUUUUGAAUCGUAUUAUGUCACUAGUUGAUGUCAUCGUAUUUACGAGCUCGCUUUCCUUUAGCGGAGUGGAGAAUAAUAGGAGUAUGAGCACUGGAGGAUUUCUACGGCAGUGCUUAAGACUUGUGUUCUGCUGUGCCGCACGCAAUCGUCUGGUAUGCCGUCAGCGCAAUCGACCCGUAUUUCCGCUGACCAAGGAUGGCAAGGUCACAAGGAAGUCACUCAAAGAAACACGGGAAGCCAUCAAAGCCCUGAUCGCCUCAACUGAACCCCCCACAGACAAAGACAUCCUUCAGAACAUCCCAGGUCACGUGACUACCGUGACGGACCCCGACAAGCUGCUCCAGGAGAUGGAUGUGAAUCGCCUACGCGCCGUGGUCUACCGAGACUUCGAGGACAGCAGGCAGGCACAGUUUCUGUCGCUCACUGUGGUGUACUUCAUCGCCGUGAUGAUGGUGGCUAAGUACAGGGACCUGCUCAAAAGCGACGAGGGUGACCCUAGGGCUCGAUUCAACACCGUCGAUACCACAGGCCAAACGUCCGAAUUCAACGGGUUAGAUGCCUCAGCACGUGGGCGCGCCGCCAGUUGGAGUGUUCAGCGGCAUCUCAACAAAGACGCUGACGAGGACGUGUUCUCGUAUGACGAGGACUUGAUGUCUGUCCCGACUUUGAUUAAAGGGACGCCCGACUUCAGCCGACUCAGUCUCGCCGACAAAGUUGAGGUUGGUUUCAAAUCUGCGGGCUCACUCCUGAAGGAGGUUUUACUGGAUUUCAGUCCCUUUCUGUCACGGGUCCUACAGGGUUCCCAUGGGCAGGAGCUAGUGUUUGAAGGUCUCUCGUGCCAGAAAAGCGACUCGUGCGUGGAGCUGGUCAUGCUGUUGUGCUCUCAAGAGUGGCAGAACUCUUUACAGAGGCACGGUGGCGCUGCGUUCAUGGAGAUCGUGAACGAAGGUAGACUACUCUCCCAUGCCAUGCGCGAACGUAUCGUCAUGACAACAAGCGAGGCUUACGUCAUCAUGUCCAAGCUUGAGUCGAUCCUAAAGCAGAAGCACGUGCAGUUCGAGGAGUUGUGUGACAUGACGCGUGCGCAGUACGCCGACGAGGACGAGGUGGAUAACAGGAUGCUGCUGGCGACGAGAAGGCGUGACAGUACUGUUGCUAAGCGGCUGUUACAAAAGAUCCUUGAUAUCUUGACGAGCGAGCACGGGGCCUGGGCACCGGAAGAACCCUUACCGGAAGUCCAGUUUUACAGAUUGGAAGCCUGCGAGGACGAGUCGCGACGGCGCAUGCGCUUAGUGAGGAAUUCGCACGGCUCAAGUCAUCCCGAGGCCACCCUCCUGGAGGCUCUUGAUGCAUUAAACCAGCCGUCUACAGCUGACAGCACGCAUGCGCUAAACUUUGCCAAGAUCACAUCCUCCGUUGUCGAGGAUACCUACUCCCUUGAUGAGGACGAGAGCGGAAGCGACAUCACAGCCGAUGAGAAUAGCCUGGAGCGAGACGAUACUGGUCACGUGGUCUUUAGCACGUCUUGUCACCUGAUCGCUCCGUGCGUGGUCGCGCCAGGCUCUUUGACCGUGUCCUCGACCGCGUUGUUUUUCUCCGCGGAUGAAGAUGACGAAGAGUACCAUAAGCUGGACUCCAAGGUCUUGUUGUAUAUGGAUGGCCUGCAUGGCAAGUGGCCCAUCGACCAAAUCAAGGCGGUUUUCUCUAGACGCUAUCUGCUCCAGAACUGCGCGGUGGAGGUGUUCUUCGCCAAUGGAACUUCCGCGAUGUUCAAGUUUCCUGAUCACGACUCGGUGAAGAAGGUGGUGCGUGCUCUUCCCCCAGUAGGGGUGGGAGCGUACUAUGGCAUACCACAAACGAGAACUUCCUCUCUGUACUCACCCAAGCAGCUGUUUGAAAAGUCAACGAUGACGUCACGAUGGCAGAAGCGAGAGGUCUCCACCUUUGAGUACCUCAUGUUUCUGAAUACGAUAGCCGGUCGAACAUACUGCGACUUAAACCAGUACCCAGUUUUCCCAUGGAUACUCACUAACUAUGAGUCAGACAAACUGGACCUCAAAGAUCCAAAGAACUACCGCGAUCUUACCAAGCCAAUUGGAGCAUUGAACCCAAAUCGUCACGUGCAGUUCUUGGAGCGCUAUGCAUCCUGGGAUGAAAACGACGACAUUCCACCCUUCCAUUAUGGCACACACUACUCGACUUGCGGCUUCACAUUAGCGUGGCUCAUCAGGCUGGAACCGUUCGCCACUCAGUUCCUGAACCUUCAAGGCGGCAAGUUUGAUCACCCAGGGAGGACGUUCUGCUCCGUGCAGCGCGCAUGGCAAAACUGCAACCGAGACACGUCCGACGUAAAGGAGCUCAUCCCGGAGCUGUUCUAUCUGCCAGAGAUGUUCUGUAACAGCAAUAGGUUCACAUUCGGUGUUGAUGAUGAUGGGAUGGUCAUCGAUGAUGUGGAGUUACCGAGCUGGGCUAACACGCCUGAGCAAUUCGUCACGAUCCACAGAGCGGCUUUGGAGUCCGAGUACGUCUCAUCACAAAUUCACGGGUGGAUCGACCUUAUCUUUGGCUUCAAGCAGAGAGGUCCUGAGGCGGUCAAAGCAACCAACGUGUUUUUCCACCUGACCUACGAGGGUUCCGUGGAUCUGGAUUCCAUCAGCGACACCGUCAUGCGAGAGGCUGUAGAACAACAGAUCAAGAGUUUCGGCCAGACGCCCUCUCAGCUUCUUCUCGACCCCCACCCCCCACGGGUUACACAAGAAAUGCAGGCACAAAUCAACCAAGAGCCCUUCAAAAGUAUUUUCCUCACGUUCAAAGUCACCGAGAACGUGCCCGUCACGUACGUGGCCGCACACACGGACCAGCAUAUCACCACGCCAGCGGUCGUCACCAUUAGUUGUAACCAGUGCUUUUCGGUCAACCGCUGGCUUGCAUCAGCUCAAAGUCUUCGCGAUGUCCGGAUUGAGCAAGAUCCAAUGCUUGGUACGCCUUCAGGUCGUCAGCGGCGUCAACUGGGUGAACCACUUGACCAGACCGUGACCCCUAGCGCCUCGUGCUUCGUCGUCACUUGCGACAACAGGACGAUCAUGGCGUGUGGCUACUGGGAUAACAGCUUCAAGUGCUUCUCUACCGAAAGCGGCAAACUGACGCAGUGCGUGUUCGGACACUCGGACGUCGUCACGUGUCUCGUGUACUCUCGUCACCAGGGCUUGGCCGGGGGUGAUGCUAUCGUGGUGUCGGGGUCACGUGACGCCACUGUGCUUGUCUGGCAUUGGAGCGAGAGAAUUCAGCGAGUGACGGCCGCGAGUAACUCUGUAGGUGGAGACCCCUCCCCCUUGGCGAUCCUCACUGGUCACGAACAACCUAUCACGUGUGUGGACGUCAACGCCGCCCUCGGGCUAGUAGUCAGCGGAUCGCAGGAGGGUCCAUGCCUUGUCCACACCGUGUCCGGGGACCGUCUUUACACGCUGCAUGGUCCGGACGACUGUGUCCGACCUCGCCUAGUACGGCUUGUUCCAGGAGGCUUAAUACUCGUGAAUUAUACUGACGAUAGCGGUCACCUGGCGGUGUAUACCAUUAAUGGACUGAUGCGGGCCAAGCGGAAACUCGACGAUCACGUGCUGUCGCUUGCCCUGACCAGGGAUGGUAACUUCAUGCUGGCUGGCGGGUUUAGUCGCAGCCUUACAGUGUGGCGGACAUACGACCUCGCCUUCAUCCAUUCUUAUCCGCCCUGUGACGGCAGCAUCCGGGGCCUCGACAUCUCCACCGACCAGAAGUGUCUUGUCGCUGGACUUGCGUCGGGAAGUAUCCUUGCCAUAGCAACGGACUUCUCACGAUGGCCUAUCACAUGAACACCUUCGAUGGCCUAUCUAUAUAACAUAGAAACCUGAGUCGUGUCUAGAUAUCCACUCCUGCAGCCCUAUAAUUUGAGGAUAGCUAGAAACUUGCUAUCUUCAUAAUGGACAAAUAUAAUCUAGACGUAGACACCACUUAUUUAAACAUUCUAAUUCUAGUCUAUGGUAUUGAAUCACAAGUGGUCGUGGAAAAUAGCGAAUUUUUGAGAAGUAAAUAAUACAAUUAUAAUCAAUGCAAGCAGAUGAUAGCAUUUCAGAAAAUAGCGAAUUAUUCAGAGAAGUAAAUAAUGCAAUUGUCAUUAAUGCAAGCAGAUUAUUGCAGCAUUUCAGUAAUUAUAAAACCAUCCAAGGAGACUGGUCCCAAGUGCUGGUCUGUCUGAAUGAAAUAUAAUAUAGCUCGAUGUUUGUGAGGGAAGGGAUUUAUUUAAGGGAGAGGUCGUUGGUUUUAAUGUUUUGCUCGGCGGCGUUGGACUGGUUAUCUUAGCAAGUGAGACUUCCAGAAUAGCGCGCAAAAAAUGUUGUAUUUGUUUUGGUCACCAGUUAUGCGGUGUCCAGUAAAUUAUCAAAUAGUUUAAUUCGUCACUUCGUUAAUGCAAAUUUAAUUUUUUUUUUAAGGCUUGGCACCUCUUUUGUCUUCACUCACAGGCAAUAAUAAGUAUGGUCUCCAAAAUCAGUGACACUUGUCAUCCCAGGAGCAAAAUUCAUUAGUUAGUUAUUAAUAUUUGUACUUAAUUUGCACAGAACCCUAGGGAUAUAGCUAUGAAUAUUAAGAAAUACGGUUAACUUAAAUGAUAUAAAGAAUAAAAUAAACGAAAAAUGCUGAUG
This is a messenger RNA of Nematostella vectensis (starlet sea anemone), 8946 nucleotides long. RefSeq names its product neurobeachin-like. Lineage: Eukaryota; Metazoa; Cnidaria; Anthozoa; Actiniaria; Edwardsiidae. Gene Ontology annotation, cellular component: membrane; cytosol. Gene Ontology annotation, biological process: intracellular protein localization. Gene Ontology annotation, molecular function: protein kinase binding. The record is from RefSeq and is a predicted model, not a curated record. The transcript has 55 exons. Bases 46 to 8118 code for a protein of 2690 amino acids.